AUGGCUUCCAAAUACACUGUCAGAAAGAUCGGAGCUCCAAACACUUUGGAGCACCGUAUCUAUAUCGAAAAGGAUGGAGUCCCAGUUUCUCCAUUCCACGAUAUCCCCCUUUAUGCCAAUGAGCAACAAACCAUCUUGAACAUGGUUGUUGAGAUCCCAAGAUGGACAAACGGCAAGAUGGAGAUCAGCAAAGAAGAGAUGCUUAACCCAAUCGAAUAUGUCAAGAAGGGCAAGCUUCGUUUCGUCCGCAACUGCUUCCCACACAAGGGUUAUCUCUGGAACUACGGUGCCUUCCCUCAAACUUGGGAGGACCCCAACGUUGUCCACCCAGAAACCAAGGCCAAGGGUGACAACGAUCCAUUGGACGUUUGCGAGAUCGGUGAAUUGGUCGGAUACCCUGGUCAAGUUAAGCAAGUCAAGGUUCUCGGUGUUAUGGCCUUGCUCGAUGAGGAGGAGACCGACUGGAAGGUCAUUGUCAUCGAUGUCAACGACCCAUUGGCUCCUAAGCUCAAUGAUGUUGAGGAUGUUGAGAGACACCUUCCAGGUCUCUUGAGGGCUACAAAUGAAUGGUUCAGAAUCUACAAAAUCCCAGAUGGAAAGCCAGAGAACCAAUUCGCUUUCACUGGAGAGUGCAAGAACAAGAAGUACGCCACCGAUAUCGUCCGUGAGUGUGCUGAGGCUUGGGAGAAGCUCAUCACUGGCAAGACCACCCCAGGUGAUGUUUCAACCACCAACGUCACUGUCAAGCACUCAACCAGCCGUGUUGAAGCCAACCAACUUCCUCCUAUCCCAUCCAACGAGAACCUUGCCCCAGCUCCUAUCGACCCAAGCAUUGACAAGUGGUUCUUCAUCUCUGGUGCUGCCGCUUAA
Messenger RNA from Botrytis deweyae, 870 nucleotides. RefSeq lists its product as uncharacterized. Gene Ontology annotation, biological process: phosphate-containing compound metabolic process. Lineage: Eukaryota; Fungi; Ascomycota; Leotiomycetes; Helotiales; Sclerotiniaceae. The coding region runs from base 1 to 870 and encodes 289 amino acids. Gene Ontology annotation, molecular function: inorganic diphosphate phosphatase activity; magnesium ion binding. The record is from RefSeq and is a predicted model, not a curated record. Gene Ontology annotation, cellular component: nucleus; cytoplasm. The transcript has 6 exons.